AUCAUGUGGGAUUCAAAGAUCCGUAGAUUUCUGGAUUCCCCAAUUGCUCAGAAGAUCAUGUGGGCUCCAAAGAUGCUAAAUUUCUGGAUUUCCCAAUAGCUCAGAAGAUCAUAUGGGCUUCAAAGAUUGUAGAUUUCUGGACGCUCUAAGUUAAUCCAGGAAAAUACAGAAGCCAGAAACGUCAUGUGUUUUGUUGUUUAUAUCUAAGUUAAUCCUGCAAAUCUGUCUUCCUAAUCUCUAUGAUAAGUUUGUUAUGAUCAGAUCUAUGCCACCGCCUUAGCCGCUGUCAAUCAAGCAGAUCAAUGGAACGGCAGUGAUCUGCAGGUGCAGGGGAAGUACCAUAGGCUGCGAAGCACAUGACUACUCUGCUUUUUGCCUCUUCCGAGUACCGAACAUUAAGUUUGGGAGCCCUAGCUCAGACACCGAUCGUCUAAAAUGGGUGACGAGGCCGAGAAGGUAGUCGUUCCCCGAAACUUCAGAUUACUGGAAGAACUUGAAAGAGGUGAAAAAGGAAUCGGGGAUGGAACUGUGAGUUAUGGAAUGGAUGAUGCUGAUGAUAUCUAUAUGGCGUCUUGGACGGGAACAAUUAUAGGGCCACCUAAUACUGUUCAUGAAGGACGGAUUUAUCAACUCAAGCUAUUCUGUGGACAGGAUUAUCCUGAUAAUCCUCCCAGCGUGAGAUUUCAAACUCGGAUUAAUAUGACCUGUGUCAAUCCAGAAACUGGUGUGGUGGAACCAAGCCUUUUCCCCAUGCUAUCUAAUUGGCAAAGGGAGCAUACAAUGGAGGACAUAUUAAUGCAAUUGAAGAAAGAAAUGACUUCUCCCCAGAACAGGAGACUAAGUCAGCCUUCUGAAGGUAAUGAAGAUGGACGAGUAGACCAAAAGGGGCUAGUGUUGAAAUGUUGCAUUCUUUAAAGGUAAAAGGCCAACAACUAAGAUAUUGUAAAUAAGCUGAUGUUACUAUUUGAGCAACAUGCUUUUUGUCUACACGUAUUUGAAUGAAUGAAUGAAUGAAGUUGAGUUGUGCUCCAUUAAGUGA
Molecule: messenger RNA, 1039 nt
Organism: Cucurbita moschata (crookneck pumpkin)
Lineage: Eukaryota; Viridiplantae; Streptophyta; Magnoliopsida; Cucurbitales; Cucurbitaceae
Product: ubiquitin-conjugating enzyme E2 variant 1B
Exons: 6
Coding region: 436-915 (159 amino acids)
Biological process (GO): protein K63-linked ubiquitination; DNA damage tolerance
Cellular component (GO): nucleus
Source: RefSeq, a predicted model, not a curated record